This is a messenger RNA of Prorocentrum cordatum, 322 nucleotides long. The record is from the annotation of a GenBank genome assembly. Lineage: Eukaryota; Dinophyceae; Prorocentrales; Prorocentraceae.
GCCCUGAGGGACAUACACCACGACAUGAUCUCCGCUGGGGCCGAAGCGGCGCGCCUGCCAGUGGAGUGGCGCAUGUUGGAGGCGUUCGCGCGUGAAUUGUCCAUCUGCAUGAACAUCGAGCGGAACAUCGUCCUCCUCCGGAACCACAUGGCGAAGCUUGACGGCCUCGAGGAGCUAGCCACUCAGGAGACGCGCAGGACGUGCCGCGUCGAGGAGGGAAUACGCUUCUGCGACAUGCUGAAGGACGACAUCGAGGGCCUGAAGGAGCUGCCCGAGACCUCGGACGACCUCUCCGCGACGCUCGGCGCCUACUCCCUCUUGG